This is a messenger RNA of Monopterus albus (swamp eel), 3674 nucleotides long. It is a transcript of the gene mcm10, whose product is annotated as minichromosome maintenance 10 replication initiation factor. The coding region runs from base 561 to 3308 and encodes 915 amino acids. The transcript is spliced from 18 exons. Gene Ontology annotation, molecular function: DNA replication origin binding; single-stranded DNA binding. Gene Ontology annotation, biological process: DNA replication; DNA replication initiation. Gene Ontology annotation, cellular component: nuclear replication fork; nucleus. The record is from RefSeq and is a predicted model, not a curated record. Lineage: Eukaryota; Metazoa; Chordata; Actinopteri; Synbranchiformes; Synbranchidae.
UUUGUUAUAAAAAUUCUGUUUUGUUUCAUUUUGAUAGUUCUGUCCAAAUGCUAAUGACCUACGUAGCUAAUUGCUUACAAUGUUAAACGUUGUAUGUAUUUGUCAAUUUAAAUGGGUUCGCUCUGUGCCUGCCGAGAACUCCAUGCCUCUCGCUGCAGUGCCCAUAGCAAAAAGUGUCACACACUGUACUGAAUUCUAGGGCAGAGUAUUGUUUUGUUACAGUUUUUUGUUUACAGUUUUUGUAAUUUUCUUCUGGUGCAUCCGUGACGUUAAUUUGUGAUUUAGGAUGGUUUAUAGCAUUGAUCAAUGUGUAGACUGAGUAGCAUUUCCUUGAUAUGAUUCGUCUUGAGGUGUCCUAGAUUAAUCUUUCAGUAUUUCUGAAAAAGAACUUAUUAGUACUGCUUUACUGAUCUGUUUUUAAGAAUAUCGGAGGAUAAUUAAAGUAUGUUGAUAAGCAGUGGUGGACAGUAACAGCACAUUAUUUCAAGCACUGCACUGUUGCUAUUAAGGCCGUUACAAAUUUAACCAGGUCUAAAAUCAGCAGCAGUAACACCUCUAAAAUGGACAGUGAGGAUGAUCUGGACAUUUUGACAGCACUGCUCGCUGAGAAUGAGGGCAUUGGAGAAGAGCUGGGCAGUCAAGAGCAGGCAGAUGACUUGGAUGGACUGUUUGAUGGAGAUGAUGAUGAGGAAGUGUACAAAGAUGGCACUGAGGAGGAAGAGCGAGGUGUGGAGCCAGAGAAGGCUGUGUCAGAUCUCUUUGGCGAUGUGGAUGACAUUGAACAAGAAGAGAAAGACACUAAGAAUAAAACAAGUGGAGGAGAAGCUAGUGAGAGCUUGAACAGGUCUAAUGAGGAUUUGCAAGAGAAGCUUAGACAGAUGCAAGAGCAGAUGCAGAGGUUGCAGCAGCAGCUGGAGAUGAGCCAGAAGGUUUCCCCUUCAUCCUCCACUCCCAUCAGGAAAGCAGAGAGUUCAGCUGGUCCCAGAGCAGUGACCCUCAAACCAACGCCUUCCCGUCAGCUGAGCUACAUAGUCACCCAAGCCAAACCAGCCGCUACCAUAGAAAAAACCAAGACACAAUCAACAGCAGCAUCUUCAUGUACUCCAGCUGGAGGUAGAGGUGUGAAGCUUCAGGAAUCCUGUGACUUUAAUGUUCAGCUCAACAGUGCUGACUCCUUUAAAAGCAAACCCAGGGUAGCUCACCAACCGAAACCCAGGACAUGUCCAGAUGUCAUAAAAGUUGGCAGCUCUUUCCAGCCAGUAGAAAGCACUGGCAAGGUUUCCAAACCUCUGCAGUCACCUCCACCUCAGAGCAGAGCUACACCAUCAGGACAGCAUAAAUCUUAUUCUCUCCCUCCUCUUCCAAAAGAUUUGGCUGUUGAGAAAUACUCAGGACUACGGCUCAGAAAACCACGAGUUUCUUCCAGUGAGAUGGAGCACAAGAUGGCUGACCGCCGUCUGAUCCGUCUGUCACAGGUGCCGGAGUGUUUGGCCCGGGAGAAUCUGGAGGACACUGACUGGGUGACAUUUGCAGUGUUGGUUAACAAGGCCACACCACAAAGCAGCCGCAGUGGCAAAACCUUCAGCAUCUGGAAACUGAAUGAUCUCCAUAACCUGGAAGUGUUUGUAUCUCUAUUACUGUUUGACAAAGUCCACAAAGAGCACUGGAAGACUGAGCCGGGUACCGUUAUUGGACUACUCAACCCAAACCUCAUGAAGCAGAAAGAUGGAUAUGAUGGGGUCAGCCUGAUGGUGGAUCACCCACAGAAGGUGCUGCUGAUGGGUGAAGCUCAGGACUAUGGCAUGUGCAAGGCCAUGAAGAAGAAUGGAGAACCCUGCUCUCAGAUUGUUAACCUGUAUGAGUGCCAGUACUGCCAGUAUCAUGUUAAAGCCCAGUAUAAGAAGAUGAGCUCAAAGAGGGCUGAGCUGCAGUCAUCGUUUUCUGGAAAAGCGCCCAAUAAAGUGAAGGGGAAGGGUGGGAGCCUGAGAGAGCGGCUGUGUCAGGACAAUUUCUGGGGGAGCCUGAGAGAGCGGCGGUGUCAGGACAAUUUCUACUACAGCGGCGUGUCCUCAGCUGCCUGCGCUGCGUCCCUAAGGCCAUCCAAACCAAGCAAACCUGUCCAGAAAUCUUUGGACAUGCUGUUUGUCAGAGGCUCAGCUCAGCUCAUCAAUCAGGCCAACAGGCUCGCUGUAAAGUCUGGUGAAGUUUCAGGUUGUUCAAAUGAAUUUAAGAGCCUGAUGUCUAUGCCAACACCUGGAGCUCUGCAGCUGAAGAAGCACUUAGCACAGGGUAGCCAAUCAGUCUCCAAAGACACUGCUGGAGGUCCAAUUCAGUCUAUCUCAGCCUCAGACCUGCUGAAGCAGCAGAAACAGAAGCAAAAGGAGCUUCUGGUGAACCGCCGGAGGAGGGCAGAUGAGAUCCAGAAGACAUUGCUGCAGGACUCAGCUGGGCCCAGACCAGGGUCAUCGUCCUUACUAGGCCAGGACAGUCUGAUGUCCCCAAAAACUGCUUCCAAGGCUCCCUGUGUCAUCCACAGCCCUACAAUGGCCCCCACCCUGGGCCGAGGAUUCUCUGAGGGUGAAGACAUCUUGUUCUUAGAAAACAGCCUGUCUCCGUCUCCAGCUCUUGCUUCCAGUGCUGUCAGCCUAUCAGCCCCCAAGCUGGCUGCACUGAAGAAGCUCAGAACCAAAGGAGCUGGGUUCGAAAAAGACGACCCCAAUGCAGUGAAGAGGAAGAGGAGUAACAUCAGUGAGAUCAGCGACCGAGUGGAGAAGAAUCUGGCCUCACCAAAUGUUGAAUCAUCCAGUAAUGAGGAGGAGCCAGCCCAGAAGAAGAAGCGAGAUCAGCUCGACUACAUCCAGUCAGAGGCUUUUCAGAAGAUCCUGAACACCAAGUCCCGUCAUGGGGUUGUACUACAGGCAGCGGAGUACCAGCUACAGGAGAGAUACUUUGACACUCUGGUGAAGAAGGAGCAGAUGGAAGAGAAGAUGAAGGGCAUCAAAGAAGUGAAGUGUCGUGCUGUCACCUGUAAAAAGUGUAAUUAUACAUACUUCAAGCCGGCGGAUCGCUGUGUGGAGGAGAAUCACAAUCUGCGAUGGCAUGAUUCCAUGAAACGUUUCUUCAAAUGUCCCUGUGGACAGAGGGCCAUUGCUCUGGACAGACUACCACACAAACACUGCAGUAACUGUGGUCUGUUUAAAUGGGAGCGUGAUGGGAUGCUCAAGGAGAAAACUGGACCAAAGCUUGGAGGAGAGCUUUUGCAGCCUCGAGGAGAGGAGCACCCCAAGUUCCUCAACAGCAUGAAGUAACAGCAUCUUCAUCACUACCACAAAGUGCUUGUUGAGGGAACAACAUCAUUUAUAUUUUUGUCUGCAAUAAGUGUAUUAGUAGCAUUUUUACUUUUGUAUGAUUGUUUUUAAAGUUUGUUGUUUUGUUGAUUAUGGAGAUCUAAACUGUAAUUUUACUAGUAUGCUGGAAAGAAGCUCAUUAUGGUGUUGAAAGCUGAGUUGAAUAAUUAGCAACAAUUCACGUGACAUAGCUGUUUCUACUUAUCGUGUGAAUGCACAGAUUCUGCUGCACCACUGGAAAGUAUGGAAAGUCUAAAUAUCUAGUGAAAUUAUAUCAGCAUACGAUGUAAAUAUAUUCAUCCAAUUAAAAUAUAAACAUUAAACCCA